AUGACAGGCAACGCUCCAAAGCCGAUUCCGAAACUUCGCAAGUCAUCCAGCAAAAAGACACUGGAAGCGGCCACCUCUAGGGCGGGAUCAUUCCGUGCUCAUGAAGCAGCAGCAAAGACAGCAGCCAGAAGACGUCUAGCUGCCGCCACUUCGGCGCGCUAUACCUCACGCAUGAAGGAAGCCGUUGCUUGGGCCAGGACAUACGCAAGUAAUGAGGAGAAGGAGGAAGCCGCACGUUGUCAAUUUGCCGAGCUUUCAGGAUUUCCUGAUGAUGAAACCGGCGACAAACCUCCAGACGAGAUUACAACUCCCAUGGACCCCGAAUUUUAUGCCUUUGACGGAGCACCCAAAGAAUGUACCCCAAAGGCAAUAGCCAUGUUCCUGUGGCACAAGUGCUUCGAAGCUGGUUGUAAACCUGGUACAGCUGACCAGGUGUAUUCGGCCAUCAAAAAGCAUUAUGACCUUCUUGACGGCGAUAAAUACCGCUCAGGUGUUUGGCGUUUCGACGAGUCCACGAAGCAAUGGCUAGGAAACUAG
Coprinopsis cinerea okayama7#130 is the source of this 537-nucleotide messenger RNA. RefSeq lists its product as hypothetical. The record is from RefSeq and is a predicted model, not a curated record. NCBI's taxonomy places the organism in Eukaryota, Fungi, Basidiomycota, Agaricomycetes, Agaricales, Psathyrellaceae. Bases 1 to 537 code for a protein of 178 amino acids. The transcript is spliced from 2 exons.